GGCAAAACCAGGAAGGUGUUGCAGAAUGGGGGAAGUGACACAACAAGCUCAGAACCCGCAGCAGACACACGGUCCACCUGAACAGUUCCACCAUGGGGUUGUGCCCUCCUCGUCUUCCUCUCCUCCUCCUCCUCCUCUCUUUCUCCAGCCUGCUGGUCCAGGAAGUGACUUCAGAGUUCAAGAUCUGCGCCUUCCAUGUGGAGAAGUUUGACUCGGCGAAGGCGUCCGACUCCAGAGUGCUGCACACGGUGAAGAAGAUCGUGUCUCGCUGUGACAUCUGUCUCCUGCAGAAUGUGGUGGAUUCUACAGCCGUCACCACUUUGCUGGUUUCUCUCAACAGGGAAACGGACAGGUAUGACAAUUACAGCUACCGGUCCGUGUCCAGUAGGAGUCUGGGAAACUCCCCUGGCGACAUGCAGCAGUACGUUUUCAUCUACAGGGUGGAGAACGUCAACGUGACGGGGCAGCAUCAAUACGAGCAGAAAAAGUCCUUCGUCAGACCGCCGUUCGCCGUCCAGUUCCAAAGCAAGAACGUCGCGAUCCAGAGGUUCAUUCUGGUUCCUCUGCAUGCCGAGCCCAGCCAGGCCGUCCAAGAGAUCGACCGGCUCUACGACGUCUUUAAAGAAGUCAGCCACAAGUGGAACAACACGAAUGUGAUGUUUCUGGGAGAUUUCCACGCCAGCUGUGCCUACGUGACUCGAGCAGACAAGAAAAACAUCCGACUGUUCGGCAAGACGUCUUUUUUCUGGCUGAUCAGAGACAAAGUGGACACCACCAUCUCCCCCGACACCAACUGUGCAUUUGACAGGAUCGUGGUUCAUGGGAAACCGUUCCUGAAGGCCAUCACUCCAUCGUCUGCCCAAGUCUUCAACUAUGUCAAAGAAUUCAAACUACCCACGAGCAAGGCGCUGGAGGUGAGCCAAAACUUACCUGUGGAGGUGACUCUAAAGAGCUCCGCCCUUCUCCUUCAGGCCACGUCCCUCCUCAUACUCAUCAGCGUCUCAGCGAUCGUCCAGUCCUUCCUAUCCGCUCUGUGAUUGACUACUUCAGCCUCUUCUAUGAGUGAUUUGGUUUCUGUCAGCAGGAUUCAGAGGAACCUCUCAGGGAUUAUUGUGCCAUGUGACCAAAGCAAGCCAACAGAUAGUAUGAGACAUAACUUCCAUUUUUGAAUGCCUUCAUUAUCUCUUUAUAAUAAAAAAAAAAAGAAGUAAUCUUU
Pseudoliparis swirei is the source of this 1216-nucleotide messenger RNA. Its product is annotated as deoxyribonuclease gamma-like. The transcript is spliced from 10 exons. The coding region runs from base 93 to 1037 and encodes 314 amino acids. Gene Ontology annotation, biological process: DNA catabolic process. Gene Ontology annotation, cellular component: nucleus. Gene Ontology annotation, molecular function: DNA nuclease activity. Lineage: Eukaryota; Metazoa; Chordata; Actinopteri; Perciformes; Liparidae. The record is from RefSeq and is a predicted model, not a curated record.